UACGAAUCGAAUGAAUCGAUGCGAGCGCUCGGUCGGCGUUGUGUUUGUGAGCCGCCGCUUCGCCUUAGCGGAGUAAAAACACUUCGUAUUCGUCGUCGUCUUCGUCGUCGUCUUCCUCACUUAUCACUCUGUCCGUGGCUGGAGGCGGCCCGCCAAGGUGACGCCCGCGGCUUGGAAGCGCGUUCAAGAUGAAAUCGGAGAAUUGUGCUCCUGUGCUGCGCCCAGUGCGGGUGAAACAGGGUGGACAGGUGUGGGAUUCUGUGCAGAAAGCAGCAUUCGUAUUGGGGACCGGUCUGCUGGUGUUUGCCGCAGCGAGGAACACGAUCACAUGGCACCUGCAGCAGUUCUGGGGCGCGUCCGGUGAUUUCUGGCAGUCGCAAUGGGCUCUCUUCUACAACGCCUACGAGGACGAGCCCUUCAAGAUCUUCGUCUUCUGCUCGAUGGUGGUCCCCACCGGAAUGUUCUGGCUCUUCAACGCCCUGCUGAUGUGCGUGGACGUGACCGGCUGGCCCGCGUUCUUCCUCCGCUACAAGAUCCAAGCCGAUAAGAACGUGCCGGUUGACCCGGCGAAGCUGAGGAACGCCAUCUUCACGGUGCUGGCCAAUCAGCUGUUCAUCUCCUUCCCCAUGGUGCUGAUCGCGUACGUGAUCUCGCUGUGGCGCGGUGGCACUUGCGGGCCUGAGCUGCCCACGUUCCACUGGGUGCUGCUCGAGCUGCUGGUGUUUGGCCUCAUCGAGGAGGUGAUGUUCUACUACUCACACAGGCUCUUCCACCACCCGGCGCUCUACAAGCGAUUCCACAAGCAGCACCACGAGUGGACGGCGCCCAUCGGCCUCGUGUCCCUCUACGCACACCCUCUCGAGCACUUUCUGUCCAACAUGCUGCCGCCCGUGAUGGGCCCGGUGCUCAUGGGCUCGCAUGCCGCCACCAUCAUGCUGUGGUUCACCAUGGCCCUGCUGUCGACGAGUGUGGCGCACUGCGGCUACCACCUGCCCCUGCUGCCCUCGCCCGAGUUCCACGACUUCCACCACCUCAAGUUUAACCAGUGCUUCGGCGUGCUGGGUGUGCUCGACCGACUGCACGGCACCGACGCCGCGUUCCGCCGCACCAAGGCAUACGAACGGCACAUCAUGCUGCUGGGCCUCACCCCUCUCAGCGAGAGCAUCCCCGAGACUCCCAAGCUCGGCAAGGGGGAGUAACCCCCCCCCCGCCGAACCCCCCCCCCCCCCGCCGAUCCCCCCCCCGCCAAUCCCCCCACUCUCUCUCGAGCCUCGCAAUCUCCUCGAGGUUGGGGGGUGCAAGUGCUGUUAGCGAGCACCUGUUCAGGUCUGCACCACGCACGAGUUUACUGGUAGUGGCAGGGCAUUGCUUGGACGUGCAUGGCCAUAUUGCAUCUCCCCAGUCGCUGAAUUUGGCUGCGUUACAGUAAAUGCUCGUUGAAGUCCGGGUUCAUCUAGGGAAGGUACGUGCCAUUUGUCAAUGGUUUGUCGUGGCCAGGAAUUGAACCGAGGUACAAAGGUUGAAGUGCAGUGUACAAACCACUACAAUACACCAGUUCGGGACCAUCCAUUUAGUACGUACGCAAAAAUUUGUCAACUUGACUCCUCCCCCCCUCCCUGUACACACGUGUACUUUUUACACCCCCCCCCCCCCACCUGCGUACGUACGCUUGACGCACCACCCCCCCCCCCCCCCCCCCCCGAAUCCUAUAGAACGGCUGAUAUUUAAUCCACGCAGAAAUGAUCAAGGAUUAAUAAUAUUAACGUGUUUAAGCAAACAGAUAGUCCACCGCCGGACUAUCUAACUCAUUUGAAGGCCAAUGUAGACAAAUUAUUAUCGAGGCUUCACCGCCCCCCCCCCCCCCGUUUCCUGUGCGUACAUUGUCAGUAGACCCCCCAUACGCAGGCGUACACAUUUGCGUUAACCACCCCCCUUCCCCCUCCAUGCGUACGUACUGAAUGGAUGGCCCCUUACUCUCCAAACAAUCGUGUUAAGUGCUCCCCUUAAUAGGUGCUUGCUAACAUCACUUUGUGUGUCUCGCGUAAUAACUUUUAGAUUUCGCUUCAUUUUAAUGUCAUCAGAGUCGCACAUGCCAGGGUGGCAAAUACUGGUCAGCUGCUUGCAAGGCAUCGUGGGGCAGAAAAGCUCUACAGUACAUCGUAAGCUCAGCUGAAGGACCCAACCACAAGUUGUAGGUACAGCGUCAUAAAAUAUCCAGCAGCUUAAGCAAAACGUUCAGAAAUUGACACAUUAUUGUCUUUCAUUUGAAUUGCCAAUGAAAAUGCACUUCUGGACUGUUUCACGAUUCGUUUUUGUUGAUAAAAGGGACUUCCAGGAAGAUCUCCUCUUGGAAUGUCUUUUCCAGUUCCUUUUUAAGUCGCCUUUCGCUCUGGAGGAAACUGGAGUUACCCGGCUGAAAACCAAGGCACACAAAUGGAUACCAUGUACAGAUUCACAAACCGAAUUUCUGUUGUGCCAUAUUCCUGGCUGCCUUUUGCAGCCUGGCGGGCUUUGGGCAGUUUUACAAAUCGACGUGAAUUACUAAAUAUGCCACCGCACCCCGUGUGUGUGCACAAUGCAUUGAGAUACUUUAUGCAGAACCAUUCUUUGUUGCGCAAGUAUUUUUGGUUCAUUUCCAAUGUUGUGGAUUAUAUUGGCUGGAGAGAGAGAGAGGGUGUGUUGCAGUGUUUUGAGAAAAUUAAUCUGCCUGGGCAUGUUACACACGAGAAUCUUCACUGCUUAUCGGUGUAAUCUCCUCUGGGUUUAACUCCCUUCAUGCCGUGGGCAGAUGACUUUUCCAGUUUACCCAUUUAACACGUUUAAUCUUUUUGGAAGGAGUGAAGUGAUUUACUUGUCGCUCGUCAUUGAGAAAAGUUUUAACGAUUGUGAGAUCCGUGCCUAAUGGCCACCCGGCUCGUGAUAGCAAUGGCUGCCUACGGGAACAAUCGGAAACAUUGCUGCGUACGAACAUGGAAUGCGCAACCCAUGCAACUCAAACCAAUGGGCUGGUGAUGUGUGCUGCCCAAACCAUCGCUCUUAACAAGUCCAACGACCAGCUUUUGUUGACGUCUUUCGAUACUUUACCCAGGAAAGCUGCUUUCUGAUGUUUUUCCCUGGUGAUUAAUGUCAACAACCAUUUGAUUGUAAGGUGACUUGCAUUUUCAUUGGAGGUCGCUUUAUGAUAUAUUUUAGUCACCCGUCUGCCAAGCUCUCUUGGGUAAAGAUUGAUGUUGUUCAUUGGUCUCGUCAUUUUUAUAGUGAUUUAUAAAAUGUCUAAACGUACUUUCUUAAACGGAUACAUUUUCUUCUGUUUUUAGUCUUAUUUUAAUUCCGUGGAAUUGAUUGAAUGCUCCCGUUUGAAAUGAAGAAAUAGUAAAAAUGUUUAGUAGCGUAUGGAUUGUGAGCAGUGCCAUAUGAUCAGAUCUUCAUGUGUUCCUGGUUGCCAAAUGUGUUUUUAUGCCUUCAAUUAUCGUUUGGUGGAGAUUAUACCAUUUAUGUUUCAUCCAACAUUUACACUUAAAUUGAAGAUUACUUUUUGUGAUACCGCUCCGUUCGAUUGCAUUCAACGUGACCUGUUUUUGUCAUCCGUGGAAACAUCUGUAAUUUGCUCACAAGCCUUCCACGAUUUCUUCUACGUGUAUUCACAUUAUGUUUAACAGCUAAUUAGUAGAGUAGUAGUGCACUUUAUUAAGAGAAUUGCAAUAUUCAUGAAGAUUCAAUAACUCACGAAAAAUUACUCUGCGACUCACAAACGACCGUCCAGGUCUGCGAAGUGUGUUCAUAAAGGGAUCGACCAUUCCGCAAAUGGAUAAUUACACAGCAGCUUUUGAGGUAGGUUGAUAGACCUACACACGCUUAGGACACAUCAAGAUUUUUAUCGCAACGAGUGUCAUCCUCUCUGAACCUACGUGUGUCCACCAUGGCAAUCGCGACGCACAUCGUUACAUCUGGGAGGCCCAGCCGCUUGGCUAACGCCUCGCAAUUCUUGCGAAUGCUCCUCUAAUGUGCUUCUUUUGAAAAUCGAACGCCGUUUGUAUUUGGCAUAAACUUUAGAUUUUCAUGUAAUUCGGACAUUGGACCGUAUAGAGUUCAAACUGGGAUGUCUGUGUGGGCACCUUGUGGGUUCAUAUUUCAAUUGGUAUCAAACCCAACAUUUAAAAACAUUCUACUAGGAAUGGAAGUUUUACAGGGAACAGCAUUUGUAGUGUUUUUUUCCAUGGCACUUGAGCAAUGCAGUGUGUAAAAACGAAAAACCCCAAUAGCACUGGGACCUUACCACUCCAAGACUUGCGUUUUCUUGGGAUUUCUUUGCACUCAAAAAACACGUGGCAUUUAGUAACAGACGACUUCAAUGCACUUUUUGUUGUAACACUCAAACCACGUCAAAAGUCUCUAACCUGUUUCCGAAUUGUGCACCAAAACGAAGCAUUUCCUUGCCUACUAUUUGCCUUAACGCAACAAAGAUCAGGUUGAAACUUUACGUGUUGUAUUUUGACAAAAUACUUAUCAGUUAAUCGGCAAGCUGUGGUGUUCUGGAAGAUGGUCAAUUUUCUUGGUGCGCUUUAAUUGCUUUUGACGUUUUUUUAGAUUCUGCGUAGUUGGACGCAACAAGUUGUACUCCAUUAACUUUAACGUUUAACUGCUGAUCGUGACUAGUUUCUGCUGUUGUACACGUGUUACACGUAUAUGUGUGGUUUUAAUAAAGGGCCCAAUUGUUGCAAAGUA
Messenger RNA from Lethenteron reissneri (Far Eastern brook lamprey), 4725 nucleotides. RefSeq names its product fatty acid hydroxylase domain-containing protein 2-like. Lineage: Eukaryota; Metazoa; Chordata; Hyperoartia; Petromyzontiformes; Petromyzontidae. The record is from RefSeq and is a predicted model, not a curated record. Gene Ontology annotation, molecular function: iron ion binding; oxidoreductase activity. Gene Ontology annotation, biological process: lipid biosynthetic process.